AUGCCAAGGACGCAAAGUCCAAUCAUCCGUACGGUUACGCCUAUCUUCACAAACUGUUCUUCUAAACCAACACAAGUGGUAUCCGAUGCUGAAGAGACGAUGGCAACGAUGACAUCUACGACUCAGCUUGUUUCUCGGUUAGGCGAAGCACAACGUGAGAUAGCUCGGCUGAGUGACGAACUUGCGGAGGUUGGGCGACAUACACGCCGACCUGAAGUGAUUGGCCAGGAGGGUGAGGUAGAAGAGUCUGAAGAGGCGCAUAGACAGGCCAAUGAGGUCACUCAGCUAGAAGAUCCACAGAGCUUGAAGAACGGCUUAGCCCAGCCCGCACAUAAUUUGCUUCAUGGCGGGACUCUACCCAGUAUACUUGGCCAUAUCGGACAUACUACUCGGUAA
This is a messenger RNA of Protopolystoma xenopodis, 396 nucleotides long. Lineage: Eukaryota; Metazoa; Platyhelminthes; Monogenea; Polystomatidea; Polystomatidae. The record is from the annotation of a GenBank genome assembly.